This is a messenger RNA of Ornithodoros turicata, 1991 nucleotides long. RefSeq lists its product as uncharacterized. The transcript has 14 exons. The coding region runs from base 152 to 1717 and encodes 521 amino acids. Lineage: Eukaryota; Metazoa; Arthropoda; Arachnida; Ixodida; Argasidae. The record is from RefSeq and is a predicted model, not a curated record.
GCAGAAGAAGUAGUAGAAGAAGCUGUUCUUUCGGUAUCACUGUAAGGAAGAAGACGAAGAAGAAGUACAAUUUUCUUCCUUGCAGUAGCCAGCCAUACUUGCAGCUUCAACCGACUUAGGCUCGCAAGAGCAUAUCCGUUAGACCUUCAAGAUGGGUGAAAAUCCGCAUGCCAGCGCAAUGACUUCUUCGGCACAUGGAACUGGUUUGCCUGGAGCCCUUGAAUACAGUGCGGACGCGACCAAAACCGACCAUGGCAGCUUCACCGCAGGUAGAGCCGACAGCCUCAUGUAUUGCCGUUACAUGGCCGUUCUUCUCAUGUUGCCUUGCAGCAACAACGACCGCAAUGCCAAGGUUCUGGUCAUUGUUAUCGUGAUCGUUCUACUUCAGGCACUGGCGUUCACUUUUGUCUUCUUUCGUGGAACCCUCGGUGGGAGAGGAAGCGACGACGACGGCGACGACGAUGGUCAAGAAAGUACUACGGACAGCUACGACUUUUGGGAUGACAGUGGAAGCAAGACCAACGAAGAAGAGGACACUACAGCGACCACGACGCGCGCAUCUGAAGCAGACGUGUCCACUGAACCAGAAUGGCUUCGUGACAACAGUCCUAUCGUAAUGUGCGCCAUGGGGAGCAAGAAGCUUAUCCUGGCCCUGCUCAUUCCUGAUGGCCUGUGCAAUAUCGUUGUCUACAGUGGUGGAUUGCAGAGUGACAACACCUUUUACAACACACACUCACAAAGAGGCUACUUCAACUUAUUCCGACGCGUCACCGGAGCUUUCAAAAGAACCCUGCUGGGACUUGACGUUGUGUGGAGUGACCAUUCGUCGACGACAAAUAAGCUCUCCACUACUGACGGACGCGCCGCAAUGCUUCAAUAUUUCAAAGAAGGGUUCAGGAACUUCGGAACCCUGGACACGGAAAUCGAAAGCAACACCGGAGACAGCUACCUGACCGACAUCAUCAGCUUGCUUCAGGGACUGCGCUCUGUCCAAAUGGAAGCGCCGAACAGAACGAAUAUGCCGUGUUUCCUGUUUUACGGCGUAGCUUUGCUCUAUCAAGGAGCCAAGGACUUCGACGCAAAAAUGGUGGCAGCAUUUAAUAAAGUCUUAACGAACACUCAGCCGGACAUCGUGCUGUUCCGUACUACUUAUUUGACAAAUAAUCAUUAUUCGCACAAGUGCAGAGUCACAGGCACGUCGGUGUGGGACGAAGCAGUGGUGGGAGACCAGCCAACAUUCGUGGGUGCAUUAAAAUUCAGAGAGAACAUCACCCUACCCAGCAGAACGAGAGAGAUGCUCUCAUUUACUGUGUGCGGAAGAUUAAGCCAUCACAGAAACCAGACUCUUAGUGGCAUGGGCGCCCAGUGCAAAAUGGGUAUCAACAUCGACUCGUAUCCCCGGGUUUGCCCCGGUGCCCACUACACAAAAGACUACGGUGAAGAGUUCCUCGACACAGGACGAUUGGUGGCGUACAGAAAGAGUAACGACGGUCACACAUGGCACGUGUACGAUAAUCGCCAGACAAUAAUGGCAAAGGCGUGCAUGUCCAAAAUGAACUUUGGCUUCCGUGGAGGCUGGGUCGUGUUCAACGUAGAGUGCAGCGACCUUGGAAAACUUUGUGGCCAUCCCCUUUCUAAGGACGUCUUCGCCUUCGUUCACACGGUGAAACAUGCCAUGCGCACGAGCUUCAACUCGUGCUCUGUUGCUGCCAACUGACUGCAACUGUUCCUCCGAUACUUGUGGAAAUUUACGAAUGAACUGUUUGGCGUCUCGUCGAUAAAUGUGAAGAAUCUAAUUGAUCUAUAGGAGUGUGAGAGUAUGGAUUCUGUUGGACGAAAUGCUCUUACGUGCUCCACCUGUCUACAAUAAUACAUGCGUAAUGCAACGAAAAUUACGUUCAAGACAUGAUACAACACAUUCGUUCAGCUUUGAGCUUGACGUGCAACGUCAACGUGCAGAGGUCAUGGCCAAAUGGCCGCAUCACUCCCUA